Messenger RNA from Clonostachys solani, 777 nucleotides. Lineage: Eukaryota; Fungi; Ascomycota; Sordariomycetes; Hypocreales; Bionectriaceae. The record is from the annotation of a GenBank genome assembly.
AUGGAGAUUAUUGACCGUCAAAACAGACUCUUUUUGAACGAGUCUUACUCCGAUCUUACCAUUCUAUGUGGUGGCAGCCAGUACAAGGUGCACAGAGCGCUCGUGUGCACUCGCUCCAGCUUUUUCGAGGCAGCGUGCCGCAAUAAUUUCAAGGUGACCUCUUCCUCCAUGCUAAUAUUUUCAGAAGCUGAGACGGGCGAAAUCUCCCUUCCCGAUGACGACCCGGUCGCAGUGAAGAUGAUGAUCCGAUACUUUUAUUUUCUGGACUACUUUCCUCCAGAAACAAAGGCAGCAAGCCAUAAACCUCCCGUAUACCUCAACCAGGGGGGGCACGGCCAAGGGGGCCUUUUUGGUGCGGCGACUCCCGUUUCCGCCGCACAGGGUGCAACGGUUCCAACGAUAUUUAGCACCGACAAGAAGAAGACCAAGGCUGAGAAUACAAUUCUCGGCAACAUGGCAACAUCCUCCCAUCUCGUCUUGCAUGCUCAAGUCUACGCCCUGGGAGAGAAAUACGACAUCUCCGGCUUGAAGGCACUAGCAGCGGCAAAAUUUAAGAGCGAAGUGGACCUAUAUUGGCACUCUGAGGAUUUCAUGCUGGCUCUGAAGGAGGUUUAUAACUCCACGGUCGAUCACGAUCGCUUGCUUCGAGACAUCGUCGUUCAGGCGGUCAGCGGGCAUUUGCAGUUGUUGGAAAGCAAGGCUUUUCAAGACGCCAUCAAGGGACUUGAUUUCUCUUAUGAUCUCCUCAUCAAGCUGAAGACGGGAGGACGAAUUUGA